AUGAUAAGAAUACUACCAAAAUCACAAUCAAAUUCAUACUCUUCAUUCAUAAGAAGACUUUCGUCUGAUUCUUCCAAAUCAACAAGAAGAUUUAUGCAAACUGCACCUUUAGCUUCAAAUGAUGUUUCUUAUAUACCUUACAAAUUCCAUCAACAACAACAAAGUUCAAAUGCUUCAAGUCAGGCUAAUUCAGAAUCAAAUACUUCAUCUAAAUCAAUCCCAUCUGGAUGGGAAAGACAUUCAAUUUCAAGAUCUUUUAAAGAUUUAGGUAAAAAAUCAAGUCCUCAACAACAACAAACUCAACCAUCACAACAGCAAACUCAACAAGCAUCAACUACACCUACACCUACACCAACUAAAGAAGCAUCAACUACACCAAAACCAGCAAGAAAAGUUAGAAGAACAUUAAAACCACGUAAAGCUCUUAUAACGUUAUCACAAACUGCAGUUCAACAUUUAAGAGGAUUAUUAGAUCAACCAGAACCAAAAUUAAUCAAAAUUGGUGUCAAGAAUCGUGGUUGUUCAGGUUUAACUUAUCAUCUGGAAUAUAUCAGUGAACCAAAUAAAUUUGAUGAAGUUAUUGAACAAGAUGGUGUUAAAGUUAUUAUUGAUUCAAAAGCUUUAUUUUCAAUUGUUGGAUCAGAAAUGGAUUGGUUAGAUGAUAAAAUUAGUUCAAGAUUUAUUUUCAAAAAUCCAAAUUCAAAAGGUACUUGUGGAUGUGGUGAAUCAUUCAUGGUUUAA
Molecule: messenger RNA, 741 nt
Organism: Hansenula ciferrii
Lineage: Eukaryota; Fungi; Ascomycota; Saccharomycetes; Phaffomycetales; Wickerhamomycetaceae
Gene: ISA1
Product: Fe-binding Fe/S cluster assembly protein ISA1
Exons: 1
Coding region: 1-741 (246 amino acids)
Biological process (GO): iron-sulfur cluster assembly
Cellular component (GO): cytoplasm; mitochondrion
Molecular function (GO): 2 iron, 2 sulfur cluster binding
Source: RefSeq, a predicted model, not a curated record